ACAGCCUCCAAUCAAAGUUAGGUUGCUCCCUCACUUUCCAUACAGACAUCAAGAUGCAAGGAAGGACUUCUAUGUCGAAUUAGCAUGCCGUCUUCUUGCAAUUAUUUGUAAAUGAUACUUCAUAUAUAUGUUUUCUUAAUUUAACCUUGAAAAUGAAGAUAUUAUCGUAUGUUUUCAUCACUGGACUAACUUUACUCCUUAUUUGUGGAUCAUGCAGUACAGAAGAAACAACACCCAAUGGUGAGACAUUCUGGUGUCACGUGUGUUCUUACACGGUAAAUGAUCAGACUAAUGGGUUCGAUUGCCUCAACAAUACAGACGAAAUGACUGGUCUACAGAGUCGUAUCAAGUGUGGAAAUUAUUGUGUCAUACAGGAACAAUGGGACAAAGAUAAAAAGGAGAUCAAUUCUGUGUUUCGAUCGUGCAGCACUAACUGGGGAAACCAGUGUUAUGAUGACAACAAAUACAUCACGUGCAGAGGCUCGUGCAAGGGAGAAUACUGUAACAACAGCACCGUGACAGAGAAGGACCGCUUCGACGAUUUGUGUGAUCAGCUAUCUUGUGAAAAAUCGGGUUCGUCUGCCAUCCACGGUACCCUGGUGUUACCUGUCAUCUGGCUCAUAGUUUUUCUUACGAUUCGUUUUGGUUGACUUCAAAAAGCUUAUAUAAAAUGUAUAAGUCAUAAUCUGGACUGAAUUGCCCCGAAAUUGAACUGAUAAAUAUAUAUUCGCUGGUGCAAUUUUCUAGGCAAAUAAUCAGAAUCUUGACGUUAUUUAAAUGUCCACAAAUGAGAUAUCUUGUAUAUUAUAUAACAUUGUAUUCAUCGCUAAUAUCAAAACGUUGCAAUAAUUUCUUUUUAUUAAUAUUGUAAUCAAAGUUUGUUUGACCAAUAAAAACAAGAGUAAAUGUUCA
This is a messenger RNA of Pecten maximus, 912 nucleotides long. RefSeq lists its product as uncharacterized. The record is from RefSeq and is a predicted model, not a curated record. The transcript has 3 exons. Lineage: Eukaryota; Metazoa; Mollusca; Bivalvia; Pectinida; Pectinidae. The coding region runs from base 153 to 650 and encodes 165 amino acids.